Molecule: messenger RNA, 2166 nt
Organism: Staurois parvus
Lineage: Eukaryota; Metazoa; Chordata; Amphibia; Anura; Ranidae
Source: the annotation of a GenBank genome assembly
AUGGAAGAGGAGAGACAGCGGGCGGGGUUGGAGGAUUAUCGAAUUGUCAGAGUGGUGGGCAAGGGGAGCUAUGGAGAAGUCAGCCUGGCUGCACACCGUGCGGAGGGGAGACAGUAUGUGAUUAAAAAGCUGAGCCUUCGCAAUGCCCCUCGUAGGGAGCGGAAGGCAGCAGAGCAAGAGGCUCAGCUCCUUUCUAAACUGAAACAUCCUAACAUUGUGGCCUAUAAAGAAUCCUGGGAGGGUGAGGAUGGAUUGCUGUACAUUGUCAUGGGCUACUGUGAAGGAGGAGACUUGUACCGUAAACUCAAAGAUCAAAAGGGUAAACUACUUCCAGAGAGCCAAGUGGUAGAGUGGUUUGUUCAGAUUUCCAUGGCACUGCAGUAUUUACAUGAUUUGCACAUUAUGCACCGGGAUCUGAAAACUCAGAAUAUCUUCCUGACAAAAUCCAAUAUCAUCAAAGUGGGAGAUCUGGGAAUUGCCAGGGUCCUGGAGAGCCAGUAUGAUAUGGCCAGCACUCUUAUUGGGACUCCCUAUUACAUGAGCCCAGAGCUUUUCUCCAAUAAACCAUACAACUAUAAGUCUGAUGUCUGGGCCCUGGGAUGCUGUGUGUAUGAGAUAGCGACUCUCAAGCAUGCAUUCAAUGCUAAAGAUAUGAACUCUUUGGUGUAUCGAAUCAUCGAAGGGAAGCUGCCACCUAUGCCUAGAGAUUACAGUAGUGACCUGGGAGAUCUUAUUGGAACAAUGCUAAGUCGACAGCCUGAAAAAAGGCCAACAAUGAGGCAAAUAUUAAGAAAACCUUACAUUAAAGAACACAUUGCCUUGUUUUUACAAAAUUCAAAGCUAAAACAGGGCAGGCGGAAAAAAAAAAAGGUGGUGGACUCAAACAAUGUUUCCAAAAAUGCUGAACAGGAAUUAAAACCCCGGACAAUUCCAGAUCAUGCAAUUGAACAUAAAGUGACUAAAGUUAAGAGUCCAGUGAAGAAAGCAGCCAGCGUAUCUCCACCGUCUCCUGUCCAAGUGAAUAAUAUGGCAGUGUCCAUUUCAUCCGUUAGCAAGGUGGUUAUUGAUAUUGUAUCUAGUGACAAAAGACAGCCACAUGAUGAACAUUUGAUACCCCAGUCUGAGAAUGGAUGCAUCUCCAGGGACAUUGCAGGUAAAGUGACACGGAAUAGACCCCAAGGGCAAGACUAUCAAGCAACGCCGCAACCAGCAUUAAGCUGCAAGAUGGAAAAUAAAAUUCCUUCUGUUAGCCUAGAAGAUGAAGAAGACACCAUGAAACUUUUGAAACUCGCCAAAGAAGAUGGAAACAUACCUCAGGAUGCUUUGGAAUCUACAGAGAAGCUCCUUGAAGGAUUUGUUCCAGUUACAGAACCUGAUGGACAUGUAAAAGAAAGUGAAAUUCAUCCUCGUACUUCUGAGUCUGGGCCAUCUUUGUCCAGACAGAAGAGACACCGAAUUAGAGAGCAGAUUUCAGUAGAUUCUGAGAAGGAUCAUCGCCCUUUGUCAGCAAGAGAGAGAAGAAGAUUAAAACAGUCCCAAGAAGAAAUAUCUUUAUCUGCGCCAUCAGUCACAAAAAGUUCUGCUAAUGCUGUUGAGAAAGCUGAAGAAAUAAAUUCUGCCAAUCAAGUGCCAAUUAUGCGUGAGAUGAAAAAACUAAAGCCUGCAUGGCAAUUGUCUGAAGAAGAUUUAAGCUCGUCAACAAGUUCCACAGACAAAUCUGAAGGAGAAUGUAAAGAGAGGAAAAGCUCAGACUCUGGAGAUAUGAAUGACUUGGUUGAUCUAAUGACACAAACAUUACACAUGGAAAAGGACAGAGGACCACUGUCACCAGGUCCUCGUGAUGAAUUUCGAAUCCACAGGAAAUACAGAGACACAUUAAUGUUACAUGGAAGAGCUGAUGAAGGCCAAGAAGAUGUCUUUUUUCAAGAGAUACCAUCAGAUAACUUAACUGUUCCUCAAAAGUUCCGCAGAAUGAUUGAGGCUUUGAGAACUGAUGUUGUGAAGGGUCUUGGAGUGAAGGUCCUGGAACAAGUGUAUGAUGUCAUGGAUAAGGAUGAUGACAGACAGAAAGAGUUGCAUUUACAGAAUAUACUUGGAGAGAAGUAUGACGACUACAAUCUGAAAGUGCGGCAGCUUAAAUUUUUUGAAGAUAAUUCAAAAUUUUAG